GGGGUUUAGUGGGAUUUAUCUAUCGAACCCGCAUUCACCAUUUAGCACAUAUAUAAAAUCUAAUUUCGAAGUUUGGCUUUUCGUGAGGGUUUAGUUGAAGGCACACAGCUUAGGCCUCAGGGAAAAAGGGUUUCUUUCAUUCUCUGCAAUUCGCCAUGGCCGACGACGACUAUGAUGACAUGGACAUGGGGUACGAGGAUGAGCCCCCAGAGCCUGAGAUUGAGGAAGGUGCAGAGGAGGAUGCGGAAAACAACAAAAACGAUGAGUUAACUGGAGAGCCACUCGAAGCUGAGGAUAAGGAAGAAGGACAACCGGUGGAGCGGCCUCGGAAGACAUCAAAGUAUAUGACUAAGUAUGAACGUGCCAGGAUUUUGGGUACCCGUGCUCUUCAAAUCAGUAUGAAUGCACCUGUCAUGGUCGAGUUUGAGGGGGAAACUGAUCCACUUGAGAUUGCCAUGAAGGAGCUUCGAGAGCGGAAGAUACCCUUUACAAUCCGGCGCUACUUGCCUGAUGGAAGCUAUGAAGACUGGGGAGUUGAUGAACUGAUUGUGGAAGACUCCUGGAAGAGGCAAGUGGGCGGUGAUUGAUUGUUGACAGAGGUGGGAGGAGUAACAGGCACUAAUAUUUGUCUUCUCAUAUCUUUUAUCUUUGGCUUGAUUGAGGUUGAUACUAAUCUAUGAUUCCCCACCUUAAACUUUGCUUACAGCGAUGUCUAUGUAUCCCUGUUGGUGUAAUCUCUGUUUCAACUUGUUUAUAUAUACAAUAUAUCUCUAGGCGUUCAAUAGUGGUUCUGAUUUUUCAAAUCAACUAUCGGGACACCCCUAGCUCAACGAAGAUUGGAGUGAUACUUUUUAAUAUUUGUUCUCUAGUAAGCUUCUUGUUGUCUUUCUCUAGUUUCUUACUGUUUUGUGGGAACAUUUUGGAAAUAUCAGUUAUACCGUCCCUAAUGAAAAAUGAUGGCAAGGCAAUAUUUGGA
This is a messenger RNA of Cajanus cajan (pigeon pea), 976 nucleotides long. RefSeq names its product RNA polymerase Rpb6 (gene NRPB6A). Lineage: Eukaryota; Viridiplantae; Streptophyta; Magnoliopsida; Fabales; Fabaceae. Gene Ontology annotation, cellular component: RNA polymerase III complex; nucleus; RNA polymerase II, core complex. Gene Ontology annotation, molecular function: DNA binding. Gene Ontology annotation, biological process: transcription by RNA polymerase II; transcription by RNA polymerase I; tRNA transcription by RNA polymerase III. The record is from RefSeq and is a predicted model, not a curated record.